Molecule: messenger RNA, 483 nt
Organism: Rubroshorea leprosula
Lineage: Eukaryota; Viridiplantae; Streptophyta; Magnoliopsida; Malvales; Dipterocarpaceae
Source: the annotation of a GenBank genome assembly
UAGAUCAGAACAGAUUUGUGCAAAGUAAAGCAGUGGAAGCAACCUUUGAGGCUAUCAAGAAUGACAACCCAGAUAUUGUAAUAGAAAUUACGAAAGCCAAUGAAAAUAUAUUAUGGAGCAGUACAGAUCCUGAAGAAUCAACAAGCAUGUUUACAUGUGCUGUAACAAAUCGUCAAGAGAAAGUGGCGCAAUUUCUUCGAGAACUUGGUGCAAGCAGUGAUGAAAAUAUAGUUAAUUUCAUCGAUGAAGAUGGAAACAAUGUGUUACAUAUGGCGGCAAGGGUAGCUUCUCAUUCUAAGUUAAGCCACAUUUCUGGUGCAGCUUUGCAGUUGCAAAGUGAACUGCGUUGGUUCCAGGUAUUCAUCCUUUAACUAAAACUCCGAGUGGCAUUGUUGUGGUUAUUUUAUUUUAUUUUUUAGUUUUAUUUUGCACAAUGUGAUUUUUGGCUUUUAGUUUUGGAUUUCAUAAAUUUUUCAAUUUUUG